Messenger RNA from Nematocida ausubeli, 351 nucleotides. RefSeq lists its product as uncharacterized. NCBI's taxonomy places the organism in Eukaryota, Fungi, Microsporidia. The record is from RefSeq and is a predicted model, not a curated record. The transcript has a single exon. The coding region runs from base 1 to 351 and encodes 116 amino acids.
AUGAAUUAUGUUAUACAGGACUUAGAGUGUGUCAGAAAGGCGGCUCUUUCUAGAACAAAUUCUAUAAACACCAGCAAGCUCACGAAGAAAAUGAAGUACGAUGUUUUAGUGCAGAUAAUAGAAGAUGCCUUAUCUAAAGUGCACUGCAAAUAUGCGCUUGACUUGACAAAUGCUAUCGUGUGCAAUACUCCAGUUAACAGCGAAAUGCAUGUGGAGCUAACAAAAACACUAGAGCUAUUUAAAAAAACCAAAAAAGAGAUUUCUAAAACAAUCAAAAGAUCCAAAGUUGAUCCAAUAACUGAGGAAUACAUAAGCCAUGUGCUGCGCGUGCUGGAAUAUAAUGUAGAAUAA